Messenger RNA from Apis dorsata (giant honeybee), 3104 nucleotides. RefSeq names its product odorant receptor Or1-like. The record is from RefSeq and is a predicted model, not a curated record. Gene Ontology annotation, molecular function: odorant binding; olfactory receptor activity. Bases 640 to 2919 code for a protein of 759 amino acids. The transcript is spliced from 10 exons. Gene Ontology annotation, biological process: sensory perception of smell; detection of chemical stimulus involved in sensory perception of smell. Lineage: Eukaryota; Metazoa; Arthropoda; Insecta; Hymenoptera; Apidae. Gene Ontology annotation, cellular component: plasma membrane.
AUGCUAUUAAUCCCAUUAAUCCGUUCUGUAUCACGAAAUUACAACAGAUUUAUAAAUAAAACUGGUAUAAAUACUUACUCGAUCGUAGAAAAAGAAAUAUUCUUCUAUAUUUAUUUCUCGCCUAUUGAAAAGAUUCGCGCAUCGCAUUCUUUAACCAACUUAUUGCUAUAACGUACCUUUUAUUUUACGAAUCAUUAUAGAGAAUAUAUAUCGAUAUAAUAUAAUAUAGUAUAUAUAUAUAUAUUUAUAUAUAUAUUCGACUUGCAACAUUGCAUCGCGGAUAAAAACUAUAUAAUAAAACUAUGAAUGUAUAAAAGUUAAGACCAUUAUUAUUUAAAUUGUACUUAUACAUAAUAUAAUGCAAAUGCAACUCACGAUACUAUUACAAUAAUGAAUAUGUAUGUACCGAAGGGUAAACUCUGUACGAAAUAACUCGAUUCGAGGGCGUACGAUAUCGAUAUUUUUACGCAAGUAACAUUCGAAACUACGUCCAACGAUAUAUUAUGGUAUAAAGCUAUACCCUUUUCGAAUUUGUCCCUCUAUACUUUCGAUAAUUGUUGUCGGUUGCGAUAAGGUCUAAUUGAAUAAAAAAAAAAGAAAAAAAAGAUACACGUAAAGAUUUUUUUUCUUUUUCUGACAAUGCGCAUACUGCGAUGGACAUUUCUCUUGUUCGCGUUAUGCGGUUGCUUCCCACCCUCGUCGUGGACAACGCGUCUCAAAAGAUACUUGUACAAGAUUUACGCGGUAUUUUCGUUCAUAGCGUUGAACAGUUUCUUGCUUGCACAAAUAUUGGAUAUGGUGUACAAUGUAAAAGACACGGACGAUUUCAGUGACAAUUUCUCGGUAACUGUGGUAGUAUUCGUCACAUGUUUCAAACUGAUCACUAUACUUAUACGCCGUGAGAACAUUCUACUUUUGUGCAACACCCUAAAGCAGGAGCCACUUUCGCCGAUAAACACGGAAGAAUUUGAAAUUUUCUUGAAAUUCGAAAAGCUCACCGAUUGGAACACGCUUGGUUACUUCGUCCUACUUAUGUCUUCUUCGUUGUGUAUACUGAUGGGAUCGCUUCUCGCAAAUUUCAAGAUCAGAAAAUUAGCGUUUCGAACGUGGCUGCCUUACGAUUAUUCGACCGCAUCUGCAUUUCUGCUUGCCUUCGCUUAUCAAAUUGUGGUUGCAACGGUAUGCACCUUCGCGUGUGUCGCCAGCGAUACUUUGUACAGUGGCCUGUUGAUACAUAUUAGCUGCCAAUUCGAAAUACUGGAGCAUCGUCUGAAAAACAUUGGAUCGGAUAAAAAUUAUAAUAUGAAACAGUGUGUUCGUCAUCAUAAUCACAUAUACAAAUAUGGAGAGAUGGUGAACGAUGCAUUUCAAUCGAUCAUGUUCUUUCAAUUCUGCACGAGUCUGUCAAUGAUCUGUUUCAAUUUCUAUCGAAUAAUGCAAAUAGAAAUGGAUUCAAGAUACAUAGGUACACUUCUGUACAUGGUGUGCUCGUUAAUGCAGAUAUUUUAUUACUGUUGGUUCAGUAACGAAGUCAAGCUCAAGAGUUUGGAACUUUCUGAUAUGAUAUUCAGAAGCAAUUGGACAUCGUUGAAUAGCAACGUUCAGAGGGCCAUUCUAUUGGUAAUGAGGCGUUCAAUGAAACCCAUUGAAUUUACCAGCAUUUACAUUGUAUCCGUGAAUCUUGAUUCCUUCAUGACAUUAUUGAAAAGUUCAUAUUCAGCGUUCAGUGUGUUGCAACAGAGCCGAGAAUCAAUGCACAAACUUUCUCUGUCGUUUGCUCUGCUCACUUACGGUGGCUAUUGGAGGCCAACAAAAUGGCCGGCUUCCUCGUACAAAUAUCACCUAUACAACAUUUACUCGGCAUUUAUGAUUUUCCUCCUAUAUUUUAUCACGUUCUGUACUUGCGUGGAUUCGUUGAUCAGCAAAAACUUGAAGACAAUGAGCGAAAAAUUUUCCCUCUGCAUCUCGGUCCUAGGUGUUUCUCUCAAAGUGGCCAACUUGUUCCUUCAACGAGGAAAAAUUAUAAAUAUAAUGAACAGUCUGACGAAGGAGAAUUCCAUUCCAAGGGACGAACAUGAGAAAAUCAUUCAACGAAGAAACGACAAUUACGCAAGAAAACUGACCAUAUACUGCGAGAUUCUGAACGAAUCGGCAGUGUUCUUCGCGACCGUGGGUCAAUAUAAAACAUUCAUAAAUACCAGGACAUUACCCGUAUCCGAUUGGAUACCAUACGACUUAUCCUCGUCAGAAUUGUACACGAUAUCCCUGUUGUAUCAAACAGUUGGACUGUUGAUCUGUGCGAACGCGAGCGUGGGCAACGAGACCCUGAUUGCCGGAUUGAUGAUACAAGCUGGCGUGCAGUUUGAGAUAUUUUGUCAUCGAGUACAAAAUCUGUCCUCCCUGUUGACGGUAACAAGAAACAGCAACGUGUCCAGAAAGGAUCUGAGGAUAAGAUAUAAUAAGAUUAUUGGGGAUUUGGUUCGACAUCACCUUGAAGUAUACGAAUUUGUCCGAACGGUGAACACCGUGUUCCAGUACAUGAUUUUUCUACAGUUCUCCAUAAGCUCGGUGGUUUUGUGCCUGAGUAUCUACAAAUUUUCAACGGUAGAUCCGUUGAGCAUGAACUUCGUCUGGAGCGGCUUCUAUUUGUGCUGUAUGCUUAUGCAGGUGUAUUUAUACUGCUGGUUUGGGAACGAGGUGACGUUGAAGAGUAAUAAAGUAAGCGAUGCUAUUUACGAAAUGGAUUGGACGAUACUUCCUUCUAACGUAAUGAAGGAUUUAUUGCUCGUUAUAGCAAGAUCUAAGAAACCGGUGAAAGUAACCAGUGGUCAGAUCUUUACCUUAUCCACGGAAUCCUUUAUGAAAAUCAUGAAAAUGUCAUACUCCUCGUUCAAUAUUCUGAAAAAUUCAACGAAGUAAAAAAAUUCAAUCGUUACCGCUUUAAUUUUUAUCUAUAUAUAUAUAAUUGUUCUCGUUCCAAUUAUACUUUUUUAUAAUUAUCGUAAGAAGUAUUUGUGUAUCCUUUUUUUAUCGUAGCGCAUUAUCACACACUUUCAUCGAUGUAUCUACUCGUCACAAGCAGAGUGAAAUAAAAAAAAAAAUAA